Messenger RNA from Closterium sp. Naga37s-1, 11178 nucleotides. Lineage: Eukaryota; Viridiplantae; Streptophyta; Zygnematophyceae; Desmidiales; Closteriaceae. The record is from the annotation of a GenBank genome assembly.
AUGGGUGCGGGACUGGUGCGGGCCUGGUUCAGGGUCAGAGGGGGGAUCAAGGCACCGCAUCAAGUGGUGCGGCAUGAUGCUGCGUUGCACCAACCGGUUUGUCCCUCCCCCUCCUGCCGUCCUGUCAUGGCCUGCUCCGAGUCGCACUCGCUCAUUCGCGCCAUCGAGGCCGCCUGCGCCGCGUCCCCUGCCGGCGCGGACCUUUUGGUGACGGCGUUCGUGCUCUCGCUGCAGUCAUACCGCCGCCCGUCAGUGUGUCGGCCCUUCCCCUCGUCGCUCUUCACGUUGCCCGGCCCGCUCCCCGACAAGGACUUCCCCGCCGCGCUGCGCUGCUGCGCGCUGCUGCCGCCCAUCGCCGCCAUCGCCAAUUCUUCCCGCGCCCCCCCACCGUGCUGCCAGCCCCAUGCUACGCACGCCCCCGCUGCUCAUGCACCCUGUGCUGCCCGGGAUGCUUCCCGUGCUGCUGCGUGUCCGUGCGCCUGCACACCUCCGCCCUGUGUGCGUGCAUGUGGGUGCUCGCCAGCAGCAGCAGCGCCCCCAUGGCACAGCAGCAUGCCCGUGCCUGCCCUCCGCCUGCUGGCAUGGGUCCUCUCGCCCCUCAUGCCCUCCCCGCCCUCACUCGCCGCCGCUCCAGGCGCGAAUACACCCACUCUCCACCAUGCCGUCUCCCAGGACAAGCAGCAGCAGCAGCAGGAUGGGCGUGCAGGGCAGCAGGGGGGUAGGCAGCUGGGGCGGUUGCAUGUGGUGCAGGUGGGGGAUGUGCAGGGCACGUUGGCCAAGGUGCUGACGUCAUGGCAGAUGGGCAUGCUGACAUCAUCGCCAGCUGCAGCUGGGGGGCGCAAUGUGUUGCCACAGUGCUUGGUGGAGCUCGUGGGAUCGUCGCCACCCACUGCCACUGCACAUGGCCCGGUAGGGGCCACGGGUGCUGGAGGCAUGGGAGGGGGCAGUGGCAGCAGCAGCGGCAAUGGCAGCGGGGAUGGGUUUGAGGCGAUGGCGAGGGCGCAUGGAAGCAUCAUGGCGUUCCACGGCACCCCAUCGGAGAACAUGCACGGCAUCCUGCGCUGCGGGCUGUUGAACCUGUCGCGCACGGCACUGCAGCGCAAUGGCAGCAUGCACGGGGAGGGCAUCUACCUCUCCACCGACCCCACCGUCGCCUUCACCUUCUCACAGACCGCCGACGCCACUCACGCACUCCCCUCCCUUGCCCCGCCUUCUCUUCCCCCCUCAUCAAGCACCGGCCCGCUCUCCCCUGCCCUGGGUGGGUGGCAGUGGUCUGAGCUGGGUGCGGCACCGCGCUUUGUGCUGCUGUGUGAAGUCAUCACAGGCCAUGGCGUCAGAUGCUCCGCCCCCUCACCUGUUGCUCCUGCUUGUGGGAAGGUGGAAUCACAGCAAGGCGCAGAGAAGCAGGCUGUAGGAGAGAGGCAGCAGCAGCAGCUGGGCACAUACGUGGUGGUGGAGAACCCUUGCAUGCUGCGCAUCCGCUACAUCAUGGUCUACACCACUGCCCCUGCUGCCACCCCUCCACUGCACCCCUCACCGCCCUUAGUUGCCGGGUCACCUGUGCAACACACUGUUCCGGCAUCAGCAUCACCACCAGCAGCAGCAGCGUUGCCAUCACCAAGUGUCUCUCCUGGCUCCUCGUCAGUUCCAUCAGUCCAUGCAGGCUCACCCGCCUCAGUGUUAGAUACUGCUGCUGCCUCCUCCACUCCUCUGCCGUCCUCCCUCCCCUGCACUCAGCAACGCUUGCUAGAUAAACCCUCCUGUGCCGCGCACCUGGCUUCCUUGCCAGCUGCCACUGCUGCGUCUGGUGAAGCAGCAUGUGUGCUGGACUCACGAGAGCGGGGCAGGGCGGAAUGCGGAGGGCAGAGCUGUGGAGUGUGUGAGAGUGUGGUGCGUGGUGGCACGGGGAUAGGCACACGUGCCAUGGAAAGCCAGUCAGCAGCGCAGUGCUCUGGAAUGCCAAGGGAUGCAGGCACAGCAACAGGUGGGGCCGCAGGACCAGCUAGUGUGCUGAGGGAAGGCGUUUCGGCAUUAAGUGAGCUGGAGGAGUUUCGCAAGAAGCAGCAGCAGAAGCAGCAACAUCAGCAGCAGCACGAUCCGGCGGCCAAACCCGACGCAGUGGUCGACGUGUCCAGGGCGAGCGACGGAGCCCCCCUCGAUCCAUCGGACUCUGCUUCCGCAGCCAAUGCUGCCGCAUCUUCCGCAUCCGCAUCGCCAGCCAUGGACGUCCCGCCAUCUCUCGCGCCCGUGUCCGUCGAUUUUGCGCCAUCGGACGGCGAGGACGCGGCGGGCGACGGCGACUUCCAGACGCCCACGGGGUCGCCGUCCAGCGUGCGCAGCGGCGGCAGCAGCGGGCAGCGCACGGCGGCGCUGGUGGCGCGCAGCCGCGCGUUCGUGAGCAUGGCGCAGGGCUUCAUCGCGCAGGCGGCGUUGGACAAGCCACAGAGGGACGCGCUAGAGGCGAAGCUGCAGGAGCUCAGGCACCACGCCGCCGAGCACCACGUGCCGCCCGCCAACGACGACGCCUCCCAGUCACUCUUUCCAGAUGCUGACGUGGCAAGCCUUCAGGCGCGGCUGCAGGAGGCAGAGGCGGAGGCGCAGCGUAUCAAGGCGGAGGCGGAGGCGGCGAAGGCAGCGGUGGGGGAGGCGCGCGCGGAGCAGAGCAAGGCGGAGGAGCGGGUGGGGGUGCUGCGGGAGAAGCUGCAGAUGGCGAUCAAGCGCGGCAAGGAGGCGGUGCAGCAGCGCGACUCGCUGCGCGAGGCCGUGGCGGGCAAGGAGCAGGCGCUGCAGGCGGCGGGCGGCGAGCUGGCGGCGGAGAAGGCGGCACACGCGGAGACGCGGGAGCGGCUGGCGCGGAUGGAGGAGGAGCUGGCGGUGCGCAUGGUGCGCGUGCAGCAGGAAAUGAUGGGCGAGAUCGACGCCGCGGAGCGCAGGCGCGUGGCGGAGCAGGCGGCGCUGCGCGAGGAGCUGAGUGGCGCGGAGAGGCGCGCCAAGGAGGCGGAGCAGAAGGCGCGCGAGGUGGGGAAGAAGCUGGCGGCGUCGGAGAUCAAGGGGCUGUCGCUCGAGGGCGACGCCAGCAAGGCCAAGACGCGCGCGGACGCUGCUGUGCGCCGGGAGAAGGAGGCGGAGGGAAAGCUGGCUGCUGCCUUGGGUGCGUGCUCCGCUGCCCGCCACCCUUCCGCGUUCCCUCCUGAUGCGUGUGCCCGUGCAUGCAUAUGUGUGUGCGCAGAGGAGCGCCGGGAGUUGGAGGCGCGGUUGGCAGCAGCGGAGGCGGCAGUGCGGCAGUCAGCGCAGCAGGGCGAGGAGGUGCGCGAGCGCCUGGCGUCCCUGCAGGCGCACAUGCGCCCGCACCUCGCUGCGCUCUCCGCCAACCUCGCCUCCGCCCUCGCCGCUGCCACGGCGGUUGCUGGCGGCAGCAAGGACGCAGGCAGCAACGGCGCGGAGAGCGAGGGGGAGGGCGAGGGCGCGGUGGGGACGUGGGGCGGCAUGGAGGCAUGGGUGGACGACCGCAUGGAAGGGCUGCUGGAUGCAGCAGAGCGGGUGUCCGCGCAGGUGGCGCGGGGCGCGGGCGCGCGCGAGCAGGAGGUGCAGGAGCUGCGCGCGGAGGUGAGUCGCGCGGAGAAGGAGAAGGGCGAGGCGCGGGAGCGGCUGAGCAAGGCGAUGACGAUGGGGAAGAAGAUGGAGAAGCAGAGAGACGAGCUUAAGACCAAGCUCAAGGACGCUCAGACGCAGCUCCUGCACCUCAGCGAGGGGCACUCAGGCACGGAGGGCCAGGAGGAGGCGGCGCAGCAGGUGAGGCGCGCGGAAGAGCAGGUGGUGGCGCUGACAGCAGCGGUGGCGAAGGCGCAGGGGGAGGCGCAGCAGGCGAAGGGAGAGGAGGAGCGCGCGCGGGAGGAGCUGGAGCGCGCUCAGGCGGCGAUGGCGGAGGUACAGGGCGAGGCGGAAAGGGUGAGGCGCGAGUUGGAGGAGGCUGUGAGGCGCGCGGAGGAGCAGAGCGCGGAGUGGCAGGGCAAGGCGCAGGCAGGGCAGGCGCAGGCGGAUGCGCUGGCGAAGGAGGUGGAGGGGAUGCGCGCGGAGAUGGGGAGGGCGGCGGAGGAGUGGAGUGAGCGAGUGCGUGUGCUGGAGUGCGAGGUGGGCGAGCUGCAGGCGCAGGUGCAUGCUGCACGCGGGGAGGUGGAGGAGGCAAGGCAAGCAGCAGAGGAGCAUGCUAGAGCUGUGCAGGCGAAGGUGGAGGAGAUGGCUGCGGUGGAGCAAGAGGUGCAGCAGUUGCGAGAACAAGUGCAGGCAGGGCGAGACGAUGCAGAGAAGCAGAGAGAGGAGGCGGCGGCUUUGGCGGAGCGAGCGGUUGCUUCAGAGGCCCGCGCAGAGGCUCUGGCGGAGGAGGGUGGGGCUGCCAAGGCCAGGGGUGACGCCCUGGAGGUAGACUUGGCGGAGCUGCGCGCACAGGUGGUGGAGGCGCGGGCGGCCGCGGAGAGUGCGCGAGGAGAGGUGCAGGCACUCCAGAGGGAGGCGGAGGGCGUGCAGGCGCGAGUGGAAGAGGGCGAGCGGGACCGCGAGCAGCUGAGGGUUGUGGGCGAGGCAGAGGCGGCGGCGAGGGGGGCAGAGGUUGGCGGCGGCGGCGGCGGCGAGAAGGUGAGGAACCUGGAGGCGGAGGUGGCACGGCUGGUGGAGGAGGGGCGGGGGAGAGAGCAGGCGGUGGAGGAGGCAGUGCAGGCGCGGGAGAGAGCAGAGGGCGCGGUGGAGGCGGAGAGGGAGGCACGGCAGGAGGAGGUGGCGCACAAGGAGAGGCAGUUGGUGGAGGAGCAGGGCGUGGCUGCACAGCUGAGAGCUGCACUGGCGGAGUCCGAGGCACGGUUAGCGGAGAUGGAGGCGCAGGUGGCGCGACUGCAGGCAGAGGCGGAGCAGCAUGCAGCGGAGGCGCAGGCAGCAGGCAGCGGGCAGGAGGAAGCGGCUGGGCGGGUGGCAGCGCUGCAGGCGGAGGUGAAGGAGACAGCAGAUGCCCUGGAGGCGAUGAGCGCUCUCAAGGCAGCAGCAGACACGGCACUCAGUGAAGCAGUUGCUGAGGUAGAGGCUGCUAGGGAGCAGCAUAGGGAGGCGCUGGGCGCAGUGGAGGCUGAGCGGGAGGAGGCGAAGGCGAGGGUAGUGGCGCUGGAGCAGGAGGUGGAGAGUGUGAGGCAGCAGGUGGGUGAUGCACAGCAGGCUGCUGCUGCCACGGUUGCUGAGAGGGACGCGGCGAGGCGGGAGGCGGAGGGAUUGAGGGAGGACGUGGAGCGGGCGAAGGCGACGGUGGAAGAGAGUGCGGCGGAAAGGGCGCGCGAGGUGCGGGCAAUGACGGAUAAGGCUGCUGAGGAGGAGGCGAGGAGGGUGGCAACGGAGCAGAGGCAGAGCGAGAUGGAGCAGGAGGUGGUCGAGAGUGCAGCGCGCUUGAGAACGUUGCAGGAGGAGGUGGAGCGACUGGAGGGGGAGAAGAAGCGCGCAGAGGAGAGGGUUGCGGAGAUGGAGAGGCAGGUGGGGGAGAUGGAGGAGAGCGUGCGGGCAGCGAGUGGCGAGGCGGAGGGCAAGCAGCAGGAGGUGGUGCGCUUGCAGGAGGAGCUGCGAGCAGUGCAGGAGGUGGUGGGGGCGAAGGAGAGGGAGAUGGCAGAGGCGAGGCAGAUGGCGAGUGAUCUCAAGGAAGAUCUGGGCAGGGAGAAGGAGAAGCGCGAGCAGGCUGAGGCGCAGGUUGAGGAGCUGAAGAAGGCGGGUGGCGGGCAGAGUGAGCGCGGUGGUGGGGAGGAGGUGGUACAGGAGCAGCAGGCGGUGGGCAAGGCGGAGAGGGGGCUGCGGAUGCAGUUAGAGGAGAAGGAGAAGCACGUGGCACGGCUGAAGGAGCGCAACGACAUGCUGGGUAGCGAGGUGAAGAAGCUCAAGGCGGAGAUUGCCCGCCUGGAGGGCGAGGCGGGGGACAGGGGCGGGAAGAAGGGGAAGAAGGGUGGCGGAGGAGAUGCGAAGGUGAGGGCGGAGAGGGAUGCACUGCAGAAGCGCGUGAAUGAGGCGGAGGGCGAGGUGAAGACGCUCAAGAAGCAGGUUGAGGCGAGCGAGGCAGCUUUGGCGAGGGCGGAAGCGGAGAGGGAGAGUGUGGUGGCUGCGGCUGUGAAGAAGGCGAGGGAGGAAGCAGAGCAGGCGAGGGAAGAGGCUGAGAGGCGCGUGAGCGAGGCGCAGAGCGAGGUGCAGGCGGUGAAGGUGCAGGUGACGGAGUUGGAGAGAGCUGUGGAGGAGGCAAAGGGGACGGCUGAGGAGGCGAGGAAGGAGACUGAGAGGGAGCGAGAGGCGGGUGAGCAGAGGUUGGGAGAAGUGCGGGAGGCUUUGGAAGAGGUGGAGAGAGAGAAGAAGGCAGUUGAGGAGAGGCUUGCAGAGGUGCAGGGAGAGGUGGCGAGGACAGGUGAGGUGGUGGAGGGGCUGCGAGAGGAGGUGCAGGCUGUGAGGAGGGAGAUGGAGGCGAAAGAGACAGAGUGGGGGCGAGAGCGAGAGGUUGAGAGAGAGAAGGAAAAGGAGAGGGAGGCGGAACGAGAAGCAGAGAGAAAGGAGAGGGAGAAGGAGAAGGAAGAGGAAAGACGGCGGGUGGAGGAGGAGAAGGAGGUGGGGGUGAAGCAAGAGGUAGCAAAGGUGCAAGAGGAGGCGGACGCUAAACUACGGACGAUGGAGGAGGAGAGGCAGCAGGCAGAGGCGUCAUGGCGAGCAGAGGAGUCAGAGCUGAGGGCGCAGGUGGCAGCUCUGGAGGAGAAGGCACGAGAGCUGUGUGCGGAGGUCGAGCGGGUGAGGGGCGAGCAUGCAAAGGACGUGGAGGAGCGGUGCCAGGCACAGGCAACGGUGGAGGCGAGCAGGGCCGCGCUGGAGGCAGAGGUGGCGAGGCUGCAGGAGCAGGUGGGAGCUGCUGCAACGAUGGUGGAAGCAGGCUUGCAGGCGCGUGUGGAGGCGGAGCAGGCAGUGGUGAGACAGCUGCAAGCAGAGGUGGCAGGCUUACAGGAGGCGAUUGCAGCGGUGCAGAAGGAGAGCGAGGCAGUGAAAGCUGCUGGUGCUGAAACGGGAGCAGAGAGAGACCGGUUGAUGGAGGAGCGGGUUGAACUUGAUGGGGCACUGAAGAAGCUCCAUGGAGAAGUGACAGAGUUGAAGGAAUCGGUUUUGGCUCUGGAGAGCGAGAGAGAUACAGUGAAGGCUGCACUUGCUGCAGCAGAAGAGGAGAGGGAGAGAGUGAGAGAGGAGCGGGAGAGAGUGCAGAUGGAGAAGGAUGAACUGGAAGCAGCAGUGAUGAGAGUGCAGGGCGAGGUGGAGGAAGCACGCAAGUCCAUUGCGGCACUGGAGGUGGAAUGUGGAGCUGCGAGGGACGCACAGAGAGCAGUGGCAGAGGAGAGGGACGCUGAGAAAGAGGAGAAGGGGCGACUGGAGGGCGCAGUGAAGGAGCUGGAGGGUCGGGUAGAGCAAUUGACGGGGCAGCUGCAGGAGGCAGAGGGCGGGGCGGGCAAGGCACGGGCAGAGGCGGAGGCGGAGGCAGGGCGGUGGAAGGAGGAGGCGGAGAAGGCAGAGGCAGCGGUGGCGGCGGUGCGGGAGAAGCUGCACAAGGCGGUGCGCAAGGGCAAGGCCAUGGAGGACGCAAGGCUGACCGCUGAACGGACGGCAGAGGAGGAGAGGACACGGCUGCAGAAGGAGGUGCAGGCGAAGGAAGGCGAGGUGGUGGAAUGCAGGCGACGGAUAGGCGAGGUGGAGGCACUGCUGGAGGAGGAGAGGAGCCGGAGGAUGGAGGGCGAGAGGCGAGGUGCUGCGAUGGAGGGGCUUGAGGCACGGCUGAGCACAGCGGAGCGGGCGCUGGUGGCGAAGGAAGAGCAGUGUAGAGCAUGGGAGGAGGAGAGGCGAGUAGUUAGUGAGGAGUGGGCGGGCAUGCAGGCAGCGUGGGAGAGGAGGGAAGGUGAGAUUAUGAGGGAGAAGGAAUCGGUGGUGGAGCAGCUGCAGCAAGUGAGACAGAAGGCGGAGGACCUGAAUGGCGAGGUGAAGCGCAAGGAGGAGGAGUGGCAGGCGGCACAGCGUGCAUGCGAUGAGGCAGAGAAGGGAUGUGAGAAGCUGAGGGCGGAGGUUGAGGGGCUUCAGACCCAGGCAGCAGCUCUACAGGCCGCAGCGGCCGCUGCCACAGCGAGGGCUGAGGAGCUUGCAGCACAGAGUGCAGGGCAGGGGGAUGGGCAGCAUGGGGCGGCAGAGGCAGAGGUAGUGCAGCAGGCAUUGCGGGAUGCAGAGGAGCGCGUGCGGGAGAAGGAGCAGCAGGUGGAGCGGCUUGUGAGCGAGGUGCAUGCUGCUGUGGCGGCGAGGGAGGCCGCUGAGACGAGUGCCGAGGAGCUGCGAGGCAAGGUGGUGGGUGCAGAGGCCAAGGUGGUGGAGCUGGAGGGGCAGCUGCAGCAGCUGCAACACACCAAGGCAGCGCCAGCAGGCAAUGGAACAGCAGACACACUACCCAACACAGCGGAGGCGAAGGGGGGAGGUGGCAAAGCGCCGGCGGGGGCGGACGCAGGGCGGUGGAAGGAGGAGGCGGCGAAGGCGGAGGCAGCGGUGGCGGCGGUGCGGGAGAAGCUGCACAAGGCGGUGCGCAAGGGCAAAGCCAUGGAGGACGCUCGCCUGACCGCUGAACGGACGGUGGCGGCACUGCAGCAACAGCUGGAGGCGGCACAGGCCCAGGUGCAGGCGCUGCAGGGCGAGGUGCAGCAGCUGCAGGGCAGGGCAGGCACAGAGGCAGAAGAGAACGGGCGGUUGAGGGGCGAGGUGACGGCGCUUGAGAAAGAGGUGGGGGAUUUGAAGGGUGCGGUGGAGCGAGCACAGCAGGAGACGAGCAGGGUGAGGGCGGAGGCAGAGCAGCAGGUGAGUGGUGCACAGGAGGAGUUGGCCACAUGGAAGGUGCAGGUGGACGCAGCGGAGGCGGAGAGGAGGCGACUGGAGGACUUGGUGAAGGGCAUGCAGGCGGAGAAGGAGGGGGAGGGGAGCCGCGGAGAGGGGGCGAGUGCACGGGUGGGCGAGCUGGAGGCAGAGGUGGGGCGGUUGAGGGAGGAGGUGAAGAAGAAGGAGGAGGAAGGGAAGAGGCGGGAGGAGAACAUAAAGAAGAAGGCAGUGGAGAAGAUGAGGAAGGCGGAGGAGGACGCCCGGAAGAAGGUGGAGCCUGAGGUGACUGCACUCAAGGCUGAGCUGGCUGCCGCCCAGGACAGGCUGGCUCAAUCGCAGGCUGAGGUGGCGAAGGCAGUGGAUGAGCUGGAGCAGGUUCGGCACGAGUCAAGAGAACUUCGUGAGAAGCUACAGGAGGUGGAGGGGAGGGAGGCGAGUGCAUGCGGGAGAGUGGGGGUGUUGGAGGAGCGGGUGGGCGAGCUGGAGAGGGAGGCGCAGCAGCAGAGGCAGGCAGCAGAGGAGGCGAUGGCGGCAUGUGUGGCGGAGUGGCAGAGCAAGAUGGAGGAGUCAGAGCGAGGCCGGGCCAGCAGCGCGCAGCAAGUGGUUGCACUGGAGCAAGCACUGGCGCAGGAGCAGCAGCAGGCGGCGGCAGCAACGGAGCAGGCGGAGAGGUGGAGGGAGGAGAGUGAGAGGAGGGCAGUGGAGGGGCAGCGAGCGGAGGAGCGGAGAGUGGAGGCGGAGAAGGGCCUUGGUGCGGCCUCCCAGCGCGUGGAAGAGGUGGGCUCCUCUCACGUCCCCGUUCCACCCACACGUUCCGCACCUACCGCUGCCCUUGUGCUUCAGUACCACGUGCAGCAUGCAUGCGCCAUGCCCGUGGAAGGGCAGUUGCAAAAGGCAAAGUUUGCCGUGCGGCAGUGGGAGGAGGAGAGGAGGCAGGCGAGAGAGGAGGUGCAGGUGCUCCAGGGGCAGGUGGAGGCACAGCAGGCUCAACUGGUGGAGGUCACAGCCAAACUCGACGCUGCCCUCGCUGCUGCUGCUGCUGCAGCUGGAGCAGGAGGCGAAGAGAGGCCUGCAGCUGGACUGGUGGUUACAGGGAGCGAUGGUGGUGUGGAGAAGGCGCUGAGGGCGAGUGGAGCGACCACGGGUGCAGCACAGGUGCAGCGUGAGGAGGAGCGGCACGAGCAUGAGCAGCAGGUGGGGGCGGCAAAGGAGUUUGCGGGGGUGCAGGAGGGCAUGGGUGACAUAGAGGCGCGUGCACAGGCACUGCAGACAGAGAACGAGCAAUUGAGGACAGAGAGGGAUGCGAUCAGGACAGAGAGGGAUGAGAUUAGAGCAGAGAGGGAUGAGAUUAGGGCGGAAAGGGAUAUGUUGAUGGGUGAAAGAGAUUUUAUUGCUGGUGAAAGGGAUGUGUUAAUUGGUGAGAGGGACAUGUUACUAGGUGAAAGGGAUGUGCUGAUUGGUGAAAGGGAUGUGCUGGUUGGUGAAAGGGACGUGCUGAUGAAGGAGAGAGAUGCUUUAGCAGAGGAGAGGGAGCAGGUGUUGGUGCAGCGGGAGGGCCUGGUGGCGGAGAGGGAGGGGUUGAUGGGCGAGAUAGAGGCGCUGCUGGUGGAGAAGGGACACGCCAGUGGGGAGAGAGAGAAGCUGCUGCUGGCACUGGAGGAGCUGCGCCACUCCCUGGCUGCCUGCAGCGAGCACAGUGCCGAGACACAGAGGCGUGCAGGAGGGGGCAUGGAGGCAGGCUCAGGGGAGUCGAGGUCGGAGACAGACGACAGUCACCGGCAGAGGGAGCAGCAGCCACGAUCACAGGAGCCACCCAGGGACAACCGGGAGCGGGAGAGGGAGGGCGAGCGACCCGCGAAGCGGCCACCCCAGCCUGGCCCUGCCCACACCCCAUUCUCGCCGCCUCUCGUCUCUCGUGCAGCCCCUUCCCCCGCUGUUGCCUCUGCCUCCACGGCCUCCCCUGCUGCGCUCCCCAGCAGCAACCUGCGCCCGCUCUCAUCCUCCUCGUCCCCCUCAGCGGCGGCUGCUGGUGCGGCAUCGGCAGCAGUCCAUGUGGACAUUGAGGCGGCCACACAUGCACGGGGCGACGAUGAAGUGCAAGGAUUCACGCCCAUAGUGACUGCCUUCCGCUCUCUACCUCGGCCCCUCAACUCGGCUGCUCGCACCAUCGACCGUCUCUUUGUGUCAACGGGGCGAGUGCUCAUGUCGCGGCCCCUCAUGCGCAUCGCUGUGGCCGCCUACUGGCUGCUGCUGCACGCCUGGCUGCUGCUGCUGCUCGCCACG